This is a messenger RNA of Symbiodinium sp. CCMP2592, 2385 nucleotides long. The record is from the annotation of a GenBank genome assembly. NCBI's taxonomy places the organism in Eukaryota, Dinophyceae, Suessiales, Symbiodiniaceae.
AUGGCCCAGCUUGAUACCGUGAUGGCGGCUGGGGCUGUUGUGACUUCAGGGCCUGCCGAGCCGCCGUGGCUGGGCCACACCUGGAGCCGGGGAGCUCUUGGCGAUCGCUUCGUGACUCUGACAGAGUUCGAGGCGGCCAGGGAUGCGCACUAUGGAGCCCGGGCAGCUCAGGCGAGCUAUCGAAGGAGCCGCCCCAUGGCAAGCCAGGUGCUCGUGCUGGUGAUGGCCAGUCGAUCGCUGCAGGAGCGGGUCUCGCUGCUGGAGAAGUCGUGGUCCGGGGUGGACAUGCAGCGCGUGUACCUCGUGGAUGAGUGGUUGGACACGGCGUCGCGCGAGAGGCAGUGGCGUCCGGACGUGCCGCGCAACACCGGCGGUGGUUUCGACGGCUUAGAGAGUAAUUAUUGGGAUGCCCAAAGCCGGCAGCUAGAUUUCAUGCGGAAGCACCCCAAUGUGAGCAGCGUCAGCAGCUUCGGAAGCACUGAUGCUACCAUGGCCACCCCAGAAUGGAUCAUGCUGGCAGAUGACGACACCUUCAUCCAGGUGGGGGUGUUGUUGGACUUCCUUGCAGGCCAUGAUCCCCAUGUGCCGGCAAUGUUUGGAUACAUGCUGAGUGAUGCCCAUGUCCUCGGGUAUGACUAUCCCUGCGGUGGAGCUGGCAUGUUGCUCUCUGCUGCGGCCUAUGAUGUCCUGGCCUCGCGCUUGCUGGGCCCUGAGUGCCCACUCCUGGCGUUUAAUGACCUGACGAUCGGCUUCUGUGCGCAUUCCCGUGGGGUGCCGCUCGUGCACCAUCCGGGAAUGCACUGCGCCCCGGACGUGAACAGAGCCAUGCGGCCCGGAGAGAAUUUGUUGGACAUCCAAAAAAGUGUGGCAGUGCAUCGGCUGAUCGGCUUCCAGAGCUUCCUGGACAUGAUCCACACCUUGGAGGUCUUAAAGGGCCAAUUGCAUGCGCUCACGCAGCGGCGCUGUCUGCUCGCUGCACGCUCCCCGCGGGAAAAGGAGGAGGAGACGGAUCCUUUGGAUUCUCGUCGGUUCUUUUGGUCGGUGGAGGCUUUGGCCGAUGCUGUUUUCGCUUGCAGGGCCUUUGCCCCGAAGGCCUCGCAGGAAGGGAAGAUCCACUUGGAGUUCCUCCUCUUCCAGCAGGGCCUGCCCGUGGCGCGCUACCACGAGGACCGGCACGUGCCACUCACGGCCAAGCCGGCCUCACGCAGCAAACGCUGGCCCGAGUGGCUGGAGCAGCUUCGGCACCUGCACUGCACGCAAGAGCCGCAGCUGCAGGACCCGCAGGAGUCGGAAGAGUCAGAGGAGUCGGAGUGCGGUGAGGGUGGGGAGGCUUUCGGAGAGUUCGAGGUAACCUGGCGGGCAUCCUGGACGGCUGCAGCGCCGCGGCUGGGGGAGCUGCAAAUGCAGGCGACGGGAGCUUCCGCUUUUGCAGCCUCGGCUUUGGUGGACUCCGAGGCCGUGGAGAGCAGCUUUGAAGCGCUGAAGGCCACCGGAGACUCCUGGCUGCAGGAGCUGAAGCGAGCGGCGCGGCCCUUUGUGAAAGGGAGAAAGCCCGGCCCCGGCCGGCGCUGGCUCUUCGUGGACUUCUCGCCGUCCUCGACGUUUCUGAACCUCUUCGAGUCCCUGCGAGUCCUCCGCUCCGUCUCCGGCCUCUUCUUCGAAGGCGACAGCAACAAUCCAGGCAAUCCAUACCUUCAAGACGUUCGGGGUCCUGUGGAUCUCAGUGCAGAUGCCCCACCCCCACUGGCCAUGGCCUACGAGUACUUCGAUUUGAACGUGGAGCAAGCCGCCGGGCUCUGGCUGAACGGAGUCGCGGCGCAGCGGCUCCUUCGUUGCCAGCCCCUGAAGCACCCUAUCGGCUUAGAUGCGGAAGCCCACGCCAACGACUGGCCGACCCAGGAGGAGAGGCUGUCCUUAAUGUGGCACAAUGCCGUGGCCGUGGAUGUUUUUAGGACACUCCGCUUUUGUGGGGUCCUCCUACUACAUGCCCCUGCCAUGGUUCCCCACGCGUUGUCCUACCUGCCCUAUUCCACGUACCGCCGGUCUCAUGCCCCGUCUGUGGCCACUGCCAUGUCCAUUGGGAACGUGGCAUCUCGUGAGCAGAUGAGGGCUCUGUCGCAGCUGGUCCAACGCCGCGCCUGCGCAGCCCAGCGCCGAAGCCGCGGCAGUGACAGGUCUGGUAAGCCAAGAGGACGCUGGACGCCACGAAGUCGCAUCCUGGGAGGUGACCUGGAUGUGAAUUUGACGGCGGAGGCGUGGCGCUUGCCAGGCGCGCGCUUCCUGGGCCAGUCGCUGGUGGCCUUCCGCUCCGAGCACUUCUUGCCGGAUGCCCAAGCCGCAGGCCACACGGCGGAGAGGAGCGAGCUACGCGAGCCUGAAGCGUGA